Molecule: messenger RNA, 2000 nt
Organism: Panicum virgatum (switchgrass)
Lineage: Eukaryota; Viridiplantae; Streptophyta; Magnoliopsida; Poales; Poaceae
Exons: 6
Coding region: 638-1633 (331 amino acids)
Source: RefSeq, a predicted model, not a curated record
CCGCGCGCGUGACCGAAAACGGCGCUAAGAAAAGGGGGAAAAAGCCGCACCGGCCACCGCCAGUCGCCGCCCUAAUCCCGCCGCGCGCCGCCACCCCCAAAUCCCGCGCCGGCGCCCUCCCAAGUCGAGCCAUCCGUGGCGCUGCCUCCAACCCGCCAUCCAUGACGCUGGCUCCCGUAUGUGCUUCCUGCCGGAGCUGGAGGAGCCCGUGAGUCCUAGUGAGGGUACUCCAGGUACCACGAGCCCGACCCUUGCGCCUUCGCGUCGCCGCCCGUCCCCUUCGACUCCCGCGGCCCCCUACUGGUGCUGGCCUGCUCUGGCCUCUGGGGGGGCGCGCGCCUCCCGCCGGCUGCCGGCGCCCCCAGCCCCGCACCGGCCUGCACCCGCGGCCUCCCGCCCGGCCGCCCCGACGCGAGCGGCAGGGACCACUCUCGGGUUCCAGCCCCAGCAGGCAGCAUCCAUUGCCCAAUUGCCUACCCUAGUUUCAAAUCCUGGUCCGCCACUACCCGUGACCCCAGAGCCAGAGGAGCCCGUGACGCCGACCCCUGGAGGAGCCUGCCCGACACCCCCCUGCGCUGCCUGCUUUGAAUCCAACUGAGAAUUAAUAUAGCUAGCUGGUGAGGUUCUGGAUCUAGUAAUGGCGGAAAGCACUCAUGGUAGUGGUCGCCAUGUGUUUGGGGACUUGACAAAUGUCCUUUGCAAGCGACCAGCCCCAUCAGACCUGGAGAAUAGUAUGGGUGGAAUAAAGAUUAGACGGAUUGAAAAGGAUGCUGGGACUUGGAAAGAGUUUGAUGAAUAUGCAAAAAACAGUAGUAGAGGGAAAGGAAUUGUAUAUGGGCAUUUGUUUGAUGGUGUUGCCAAAGAGAACUUCGAAAGGCCUUCUAUUUUUCGGAACUCUAAGGUCCAGCACAUGGCUGCUGAAGCAGCUGGGCUGUUAUCCAAGGAGGACAUUGACUUGCGGAACCGUCGUGCAUCAAUAGACCCAUUUGAUCUCAGUGAUAAGGAGCAGGAUUCUUCGCUGGAAUCUGAAGGUGACUAUGAUGAAGAUGAUGAUGGAAUGGAUGGUGAAUUGCCAGGCCAUUUUAUCAGCUCAGAGCUAGCUAAUAAAACAGCUGCUAAUGACAGCGAGUGCCUGACUCAAGAGGAGAUAGUUGGUUCAUCAGGAAAUCAGAAGCCUCUGUGUUCACUGGACUUUACUACAGGUGGUGACAUGCCAAGUUCUAGUGCUCAGCACGCUUCAAUGAGAACUAGUGGCUCAGAAGCAGCUGUCCCCACAAAAUCUUGUGCUUGUUCGUUCUGUCUUAAGGCUGCAUCUAUGUGGACAGAUCUCCAUUAUCAGGAUGCAAGAAGCCGACUUGCUGUAUUGAAGAAAAGCAUAAAGUUUGCUAGGUCGUUGGAGGCAAAAAGCAAAGGCAAUGAAUAUGCUCCCAAUGUAGCUGGCCACAAGUCAAAACAAGCUGUGGAGAUGGAGUUUGAACUAUCUCAACAACGGAGAUCACUCUUUCUUUAUACAGAGAAUGCCCUUGUUCGCGAGUCAGCACAGCUUCAUUCAGCUUUUGUGAAGUUAAAGGAAUUGAGAGAGAAGUGCAAGACAGAUCUUGAGAUGAUAAGCAGUUCUUCAUUGGGAAAAUGAGCACUCCCAUGUUGGCGCUGUGGUUGCUGAACUGGUUCCGGCUUGAUAUGUGCAUUGACAUAGGCUGUCAGCUUUAGGAAUUGUGUUGGUUACCAUCGCUUUGUGACUUUGGCUGUAGUGACUACUCCUAUCAUAAAGCAUUGUUCCAGAAUGUUUGUAGCUGAUGUAAAAUCUCCAUGGUGAGGUAGGAACUGUAUGUUUUGUCUCAUAGAGACGUAGGCAUCGACUUGAUUCUGAUGGUUGAGUGACGUUUUAUACUGUUUGUGCACUGGAAAAGGCAAGGGCUUGUACCGUGCAUUGCUCUGUACUGUACUCUGUGAGUACGUUACGUUUAUUUAGGUUUCUCAGUAAAUUCGACAUCGCCAAA